This is a messenger RNA of Hibiscus syriacus, 618 nucleotides long. Its product is annotated as GDSL esterase/lipase At5g33370-like. Bases 1 to 618 code for a protein of 205 amino acids. NCBI's taxonomy places the organism in Eukaryota, Viridiplantae, Streptophyta, Magnoliopsida, Malvales, Malvaceae. Gene Ontology annotation, molecular function: hydrolase activity, acting on ester bonds. The record is from RefSeq and is a predicted model, not a curated record. The transcript has 4 exons.
AUGAGAACUCUCUGUCCUCUCUCUAUAUUUCCCUCGUCAGAGGGAAACUGGUCGCCGGCCGACAGCUGUCUGCCGCCGCAAUCCUCUGUCGCCGGCUACCGUGAGAUGGUUUUUAUAACCAUCUCCGGUGAUGGCUUCGGACUGGGUAAAGAGACGCUAUACGAGGCUGGAGCACGCAGGGUUCUAGUGACGGGCACGGGACCGAUGGGUUGUGUUCCAGCGGAACUGGCUAUGCGUGGCACCAAUGGCGGAUGCUCCAAAGAACUACAACGUGCUGCGUCCUUGUACAAUCCUCAACUUGUUCAAAUGCUAAAUGGACUCAACAAGCAGAUAGGCAAAGAUGUCUUCGUCAGUGCAAAUACUCAGCAUGCACAACGAUUUCGAUUUGUAACAUCGCAGAUAGCGUGUUGUGGACAAGGACCUUACAACGGGCUCGGUCUGUGUACUGAUCAGCUGUCGAACCUGUGUCCGAACAAAGCUGUGUAUGCGUUUUGGGAUCCAUUCCAUCCAUCAGAGAAGGCUAACAGAUUGAUUGUGGAGCAAAUAAUGACUGGAUCUAAUGAGUACAUUCACCCCAUGAAUCUAAGCAGCGUAAUAGCAACGGAUUCAAGGAUCUGA